UUUUCAUUCCGCGAACGAGAGCCGAGCCGUGAAGUGCAGCAAGGCGCACAAUAAGUGCAUUCCCUAGUUCGCCUAAUCAGUGCUAUAAUUAACAUCGGCUAGUUAUAAUUAUCAUCAUUCACUGUUGACCGGGAGUCGGGACACCAGAAUUCAGGAUGUCGCUGUCUGUGCAAGCGACCCCAGCGACACAGCCUCCCUCGAUGGAGGAGGAAUCCUUUAUCAUACUCGGCAGCUCGCCGACGCCGUCGAUGGAAACCAUCUCCCUGGCCGCCGGUCCACCCUCGGUGGCCAGCCAGCAGGUAGCGUCGCCUCCAUCGUCUCUGAAACGCAGUGCUUUGGUAUCGAAAAUGGAGACAUCGACCCAACUGGAUUCAACAACCUACAGCCUGCUAACGACGAACGGCGGUGACCAACAACAGCAGCAGCAGGCUGUGAAAUCGUUGCUGAGUGAUUCAUCCAACUCGAUGGGUGUUGCGUCAAUGAUUGAUGUGUCCGUUCAGUCGCAGCCAAACAGCUUGCGAUCGAUUGAAAAUAAGGAAAACUGUGCACCGCAAAAUGGUGGGGCACGGGCGUUCGAGCUGGGCCCAUCACCAACGGUCUCGUUUGUGAUGGGCGAAACACGUUCCCUGUUGUUGCAACAGUUUCCCAGCCUUGCCCAGGCUUCCAUGUCGGCGGAAGAGAUGCGGCUACUUCAGAAACUGUCCAGCGAGCACGGUCAGCUAAAGGAGAGCCUUCAGCGGGCCAAUGUUGCGAUGCGCAAAAACUUUGCCUCCAUACAGCAGCUCCAGGAUGAGACAAAAACGCGCCGCUGCCAGCUGGAGAGCCGCAUCGAUGAGCAGCAACAACAGAUCGAACAGCAGGAAACGGAAAUUGGUCGGCUGAAGGAAGCGCUCGUUGCCGCGGAAACGGUAGCCGCAGAGCGAGAGAAAGAAAAGGAAGCAAUUCGGGCGGAGCUGCAGGCAGAGUUGGAAGAGAUUAGGCGCGUUCGUGAGAUGGAGCAAAAGGAGGCCCAGCAGGAGGUGGAUGAGCUGCGCAAGGUGGCUUCCGAACGGCAAGCCAUCAUCCAAAAUUUGGCCUCCAAAAUCGAGAAUCUGGAGCUGCAGAUCAAAGGGUUCGUCGUGGUGAAAACAAACCAACCGGAACCGGGCGAUGGGAACGCCAAGUUUGUACCGAUCGAAACGCACCAGCAGCAGGUGAAGGCAUUGGAACGGCGAAUGUCCGUCGAGGUGGCAAAGAAUCUGGAAUUCGAAGACAUGAGAAAGCUGUACGUCGAUGAGAUUAACUGCUUGAAAGCCAACGUACAGGCAGCGGAAAAGGUUUACACGGCAUCCCGCGUCGACAUGCAAAAGCUGUACGAUGAGCUGAAGGAACGAGACACAACGAUCGAAAAACUGCAUGCCGAUGUACGGGCCGCCACCGAUCAGAUCAUCGUGCUCGGGGCCCAGUCGGAGAUUUAUCAGAAAGAUUUCGAAGCUGAACGGACGGCUCGCGAGGAAUUGGCGAGCGAGAAGAGUCGCAUUCUGGCGGAAUUCGAAGUGCUUCAGCGUCAAAAUGCAGAACUGACGGCACAACGAAACGCCCAGGAACAGGCACAGACAGCCGAAACGGCUGCACGGAUGGUACAGCUAGCGACCGAGGCUGCUAAUCCAGCACCGCGUGCAGAACCGUCGCCUCCGACAGAACGAGAAACCGAACCGCUGAGUUUACUGCGCUGUCCCCUGUGUCUGAAGGGUUUCCGUGAUUUCGGAACACUCCAGAACCACGCAUCGGACUGUAUGGGGGCCGAGUAGUUGCACUAUGUAUGAGAAUUAUUGUUACUAACAUACUAUUUCCCAUUAACCGAGUUUAUAGGCUCGCUAUAUUUUGAGGCGCAAUAAACUAGAUCCCACAGCUAA
Messenger RNA from Anopheles aquasalis, 1895 nucleotides. RefSeq names its product NF-kappa-B essential modulator. Gene Ontology annotation, cellular component: nucleus; cytoplasm. The record is from RefSeq and is a predicted model, not a curated record. NCBI's taxonomy places the organism in Eukaryota, Metazoa, Arthropoda, Insecta, Diptera, Culicidae. Gene Ontology annotation, biological process: regulation of canonical NF-kappaB signal transduction. Gene Ontology annotation, molecular function: K63-linked polyubiquitin modification-dependent protein binding.